Molecule: messenger RNA, 1016 nt
Organism: Manacus vitellinus (golden-collared manakin)
Lineage: Eukaryota; Metazoa; Chordata; Aves; Passeriformes; Pipridae
Gene: TMEM82
Product: transmembrane protein 82
Exons: 5
Coding region: 55-714 (219 amino acids)
Source: RefSeq, a predicted model, not a curated record
CCCACGGACCUUGGAGCCGGGGCCUGGCCUGGCCGUGGCUCCUCUCCAUUGAAAAUGUUCUCCCUGGGGUCCUGGCUGCCAGCAUUCCCUGGGCUGGCCUGGGGCUGGGCACUGCUGGAUGCAUUCCUGCAAGGGCUGGUGGGUGCCUGCGCUGUCUCAGUGCUCUGCAGCCUCCUGAAGGUUUAUCUCUACGUCCAGUGCCUGCACAACCCCGAGAGGCAGGCGGAGAAGGAGGCGAUCCGGGAGCAGCGGGCGGUGCUGGAGCCGCUGCACGUGCUGGUGCUGACGGGGGUCCUGGCCCUGGUGGGCUCCCGCGUGGCCGCGCUGGUGGUGCUGGAGUUCUCCCUGCGCGCCGUGUCCACCGUCCUGUCCCACGGCAAGGGAGGGCACAGUGUCCCCGUUCUGGGUCUGGGGAGGGCACAGUGUCCCCCCGUGUGUCUCCAGCGCCGUGUCCCCACAGAGGAGGCCCGGCAGAGCGCAGAUGGGGGGCCGGUGUUCCAGACGGUCCUGGUGCGGAUGGGCGGCCUCUUCAUCCUCCUCCUCACCGUGGGCCGGUGGAGCGACAUCCUGCACGUGCUGGUGUCGCUGCUGGGGGAGCUGUGGUGCCUGCUCCACGCCGGGGUGCUGCUGCGGGCCUGCCGGGGGCAGGAUUCCAUCCCGCAGCCUCACUGGGACAGACAGCCGGGAUCCGGAUCAAAGGAAACAUCUGGAUGAGCAGUGGGGUGUGACCAGACAGCAGAGACUCCGGGGUGGCUUUGCCUGGCACCCCCAAAUCCUCCCCGUGGGGACUAAGGAAAAAGGGCUUCCAGAAGGUGCCCGACCCCGUCCCAUGGGAUAGAGGAGGUCGGGGGGGAAGACUCAUGUGGCCCCUGGUUUUUGGGGACCCCGUGAGGUUGCAGCACUGCUGGAGUUUGUUCCCUGGUCCCACUGGGAUCGCGGGAUGCUGAUGGAUGUCGCACCCUCACUGGCUGCGGGGCCACACUGUCACAGCGGAGGGGCUCCAGGGGGGCUCCAAA